GCGGUCGUCACGUCCAUGGAUGUCUCUUCGGAUCCGUACCUGCCCUACGAUGGCGGGGGAGGAGACGGCAUUCCGCUCAGGGAGCUGCAUAAGCGAGGUACUCAUUACACAAUGACGAAUGGAGGAAGUAUCAACAGUUCAACACAUUUACUGGAUCUUCUGGAUGAACCAAUUCCUGGAGUAGGAACGUAUGAUGACUUCCAUACCAUUGACUGGGUUCGAGAGAAGUGCAAAGACAGAGAAAGGCAUAGACGGAUUAACAGCAAGAAGAAAGAAUCAGCAUGGGAGAUGACAAAAAGUUUGUACGAUGCGUGGUCAGGAUGGCUAGUAGUCACAUUAACUGGUUUGGCAUCAGGGGCAUUGGCAGGAUUAAUUGACAUUGCUGCUGACUGGAUGACUGACUUAAAGGAAGGCAUUUGCCUUAGUGCGUUGUGGUUCAACCAUGAGCAGUGUUGUUGGGGUUCAAACGAGACCACGUUUGAAGAGAGAGAUAAAUGUCCGCAGUGGAAGACGUGGGCAGAGCUAAUAAUUGGGCAAGCAGAAGGUCCCGGUUCAUACAUAAUGAACUACAUAAUGUACAUUUUCUGGGCAUUGAGCUUUGCUUUCUUAGCAGUUUCGCUGGUGAAGGUGUUUGCUCCCUAUGCCUGUGGCUCGGGGAUACCUGAGAUAAAAACUAUUUUGAGUGGCUUCAUCAUCAGAGGUUAUUUGGGGAAGUGGACUUUGAUGAUAAAAACAAUUACCUUAGUCUUGGCUGUCGCAUCAGGUUUGAGUUUAGGAAAAGAGGGUCCCUUGGUACAUGUUGCCUGCUGCUGUGGGAAUAUUUUUUCCUACCUCUUUCCAAAGUACAGCACAAAUGAAGCUAAAAAAAGAGAGGUGUUGUCAGCUGCCUCAGCAGCAGGAGUAUCUGUAGCCUUUGGUGCCCCAAUUGGUGGAGUCCUUUUCAGUCUGGAGGAGGUCAGUUACUAUUUCCCACUGAAAACUUUAUGGAGAUCGUUUUUUGCUGCUUUGGUAGCUGCAUUUGUUUUAAGGUCCAUCAAUCCUUUCGGUAAUAGCCGCCUAGUUCUUUUUUAUGUGGAAUAUCACACUCCUUGGUACCUUUUUGAACUGCUUCCUUUUAUUCUUCUGGGAGUAUUUGGUGGGCUCUGGGGAGCAUUUUUCAUCCGGGCAAACAUCGCAUGGUGUCGUCGACGCAAAUCUACGAAAUUUGGGAAGUAUCCUGUCCUGGAGGUUAUUAUUGUUGCAGCAAUAACAGCUGUCAUUGCAUUUCCUAAUCCAUAUACAAGGCUAAACACCAGUGAGCUUAUUAAAGAGCUCUUCACAGACUGUGGGCCGUUAGAAUCCUCCUCCCUCUGUGACUACAGAAAUGAUAUGAAUGCGAGCAAAAUAGUAGAUGAUAUUCCUGACCGUCCAGCAGGCACUGGAGUCUAUUCAGCUAUAUGGCAGUUGUGUUUAGCACUCAUAUUUAAAAUAAUCAUGACAGUCUUCACCUUUGGUAUCAAG
Messenger RNA from Tauraco erythrolophus (red-crested turaco), 1500 nucleotides. The record is from RefSeq and is a predicted model, not a curated record. NCBI's taxonomy places the organism in Eukaryota, Metazoa, Chordata, Aves, Musophagiformes, Musophagidae.